This is a messenger RNA of Fukomys damarensis (Damara mole-rat), 6124 nucleotides long. It is a transcript of the gene Klhdc10, whose product is annotated as kelch domain containing 10. NCBI's taxonomy places the organism in Eukaryota, Metazoa, Chordata, Mammalia, Rodentia, Bathyergidae. Bases 125 to 1453 code for a protein of 442 amino acids. Gene Ontology annotation, biological process: positive regulation of stress-activated MAPK cascade. The transcript has 10 exons. Gene Ontology annotation, molecular function: protein binding. The record is from RefSeq and is a predicted model, not a curated record.
UGAGACCCGGCGCUCCCCCUUUUUCCUGUCUCCCUGGUCUCUUGAGGAGCCCAGGAAGGAGGCUCAGCUGGUGCCGCCGGGUCAGGGUCUGCCAGGAUCGGGCUUCGGCAGUCAUUAGCGGGUCAUGUCGGCCGCCCAGGGCUGGGACAGGAACCGCCGGAGGGGAGGAGGCGCGGCCGGCGGUGGUGGAGGAGGUAGCGGGGCCAGCGGGGGUAGUGGGGGCAGCGGGGGUCGGGGGACUGGCCAACUCAACCGCUUCGUGCAACUCUCCGGGCGGCCGCACCUGCCAGGUAAGAAGAAAAUACGAUGGGACCCAGUUAGGAGGCGCUUCAUUCAGUCCUGUCCCAUCAUAAGGAUCCCUAACAGGUUUUUGAGAGGCCACAGACCUCCACCAGCACGCAGUGGACAUCGCUGUGUGGCAGAUAAUACCAACCUCUAUGUGUUUGGAGGGUAUAAUCCAGACUAUGAUGAAUCAGGAGGGCCUGAUAACGAAGACUAUCCUCUCUUCAGGGAGCUGUGGAGGUAUCAUUUUGCAACAGGAGUGUGGCACCAGAUGGGCACCGAUGGCUACAUGCCCCGGGAAUUGGCAUCUAUGUCACUCGUGCUACAUGGAAACAACCUGUUAGUGUUUGGAGGUACGGGCAUCCCAUUUGGUGAGAGCAACGGCAAUGACGUCCACGUCUGUAACGUGAAGUAUAAGAGAUGGGCUUUACUCAGCUGUCGGGGGAAGAAACCCAGUCGUAUAUAUGGACAGGCCAUGGCCAUCAUCAAUGGGUCCCUUUAUGUCUUUGGAGGGACAACUGGCUACAUUUACAGCACAGACUUGCACAAGUUAGAUCUCAAUACCAGAGAGUGGACACAGCUGAAACCCAACAACCUGUCCUGUGACCUGCCAGAGGAAAGAUACAGACAUGAAAUCGCUCAUGACGGGCAGAGGAUUUAUAUCUUGGGAGGUGGUACUUCCUGGACAGCGUAUUCCUUAAACAAGAUCCAUGCAUACAACCUUGAAACAAAUGCCUGGGAGGAAAUUGCAACAAAACCCCAUGAAAAAAUAGGUUUUCCUGCGGCCCGAAGAUGUCACAGUUGUGUUCAAAUAAAAAAUGAUGUAUUUAUUUGUGGGGGAUAUAAUGGAGAAGUGAUCCUGGGAGAUAUCUGGAAGUUGAAUCUGCAGUCUUUUCAGUGGGUGAAACUCCCCGCUACCAUGCCAGAGCCAGUUUAUUUUCACUGUGCAGCUGUUACACCAGCUGGUUGCAUGUACAUUCAUGGAGGAGUGGUGAACAUCCAUGAAAACAAACGGACUGGGUCAUUGUUUAAGAUCUGGCUGGUGGUGCCUAGCCUGCUGGAACUGGCAUGGGAAAAGCUGCUCGCGGCCUUCCCCAACCUAGCAAACCUCUCCCGAACACAGCUUCUGCACCUUGGACUAACACAGGGACUCAUCGAGCGCUUGAAAUGAAGAUUUUUGGAGUGUUCAUUGAUACUGGAAAUGUUAAUUUAAGAGACUCCUUUAUUUAUGGGCAGUGUAGAAUGUGCUACAAAAAGGAUUGGUUACCCUGAUCAAGGCCUUAUUCAGAAAAUACAUCAGAUGCCUUUCCGUAAAUUGGUUUUUAAGUUUAUGGACACAUCACUUUCCAUGAGCUUUUUACUUUGUUUCUUUCCCUUCUGCCCCAGCACACACUCAUUCACUCAUUCACAUAUUCCCUCUUUCUUGAUAGAGUUGAGGGAAAGCCUGAAAGUACCUUACUAAUUUUAUGAAUCAGGAGAAGAUAAAGGAAUUUUUAAAAAGGAAUUCUGAACAAACUGACCAUGUCAGCCAAUGCUCUAUAAACAAUAAAGAUAAAAUUUUAAAAUCCAGCAACAGCUACAAGAAGUAGUUUGGAGGAUAGAAUGACAAGACUGACCUUUACAAUCUUGCAGAUUAUCCUUAACCUAGGUGUUUAACCUGCUGGUUUCAAAAUCUGUCAGAGUAGCGGGCUCUAAUGACAGCAGUGGUUGACGUCUUGCUGCAUGAGUACCUGAACCUAUCCUUUGGCUUUGGAGUAAGGUGAAGUAGCCCAGCGACUCUUGGUUAGUGAUUUUUUUCCCCCUCAUCCUUAUAGUACCAGCAGUGGAUAGAGUUGGCUCGUCAAAAGACUUGUAUGUGUCAUGGUCAGUCAGUCUUGUGUGUUAUGAUUGUCAGAGUUCUUCUUUCUCAGCAGUUUUAAAAUUCUCUGAUGCUUAGUAAUGGCUUUAAAUUCUUCAUGGGGAAUUGUAGACCCUAAAUAUGCAGUGUGAAGGCCAUGGAGGGGAGAGCAGGACAGCAAGCACCUGUGCCCCUCAGACUUGCUAACUUGGCUUCUGCUUUGACUGUCCUAUUGGCCACUUCCUUCUCAGAACUUGUUUCUGUCCUAAUCUCUGGACCAUGUCCCUGCCAUUUUGUGAGGCAGUUGGCCCAAAAUUACGCCUUAGCUUGUUGCCUCUUUUGCUGUCUGCUUCAGUGUGCAUGGUGCUGUAUUUGUCUAUUAAGUGGACAAAAGUUCUUGAGAGAAAAGCCACAGGUCCUUUCUGAAGAGUUAAGAAUCAUUUAAAAACUAGCACAAGGAAGGAAUGAAACUGAGUAUCAUUUACUUUUUUUUGUGCAAAAAUUUAGUUCUGUUAUGUUUUGUUAAAUGAACCUGUGUUUUUACUUGUUUUGCCAUCAUGCUGCUAGAGGGGUUGAGCAAGAUGCUUGCCAUGAGCAUCUGGGCGUCUGCAGGUGUUCUCAAGGUGCUGAAGGGGUGGGGAGGCACAGUGCUGACUCUCCCAAGGUCCCUUCAUGACAGGACACCCACAUGGGACAUUUGGGAUGCAUUUUUCCUUUAAGUGCCUCUUUUUCACCCAGCUUUUAAAAUUCUUCUUUUUUCUUUUACUCCAGAAGGGAUCUCUUUGGCUUAUGUAUGGAUUUAAAAUACCUUUGAGUUACGGCUAACAAAUUCCCAUCUGGUCUUCAGUUCUGGGGAAGAGAAAACUGUGGCCUCUAGACUUGGACCCCUAACUUCUAGGUCUUAUUCUGUCCCAUUCGUGUUGGGUUGAGUUCAUAGAGCAUGUAUUCUGCAGAGCCUUGUAAGAACUCAUCUGUGAGUUCGGGUCCUUUCUCUUGGGAGUGUGAGGGAGAUGCAGAAAAAAGAGCGGCUCCCCUAAGGGUUGCAUCCCCUAUAGUUUGUCAUUCCCAAUCCUGUGGUUUAAUCUCUUACCACCUGCUGCUAGGCAAGUCAGUCAGAACAGCUCCACUAGUACAGAACAGAGCCUUGAUACGUGAUUUCAGCCUAGUCUCUGGCUAUUUGGCGGAAUUAUACCCCAAACUAAACACAUGAUGCUAAUUAGGGCGGCAGAAGGAUUGUUGCCAUUGGAAUACAUAAGGACCAAAGACUGAAUGCUCAGCCUCUACAUUAGGCUUCUGUGGUCCUUAGGACACGAGCAGGUCUCUGGCUGUGCUGCACAGAAAGCUGGAGACAUGCGCUGACCCAUGUUUGCUGGCAUCUUUUGAAAUCCUUCUGAGGGCAGUCUGCUUUGAGGUAGAUGUUGGAGGCCUGGCAUCGAAGACCUUGUGUGUGACAUUUUCAGAAAAGAACGUGUCCUUGGUCUAAAGUGUCUUAUCACACUAGUGAAAAUGGUACAGCCAGCUUGGGAGUAUGGUAGAGCCCCUCCUAUGCACGUUUGUCAGUACCAAAUGAGAUUGUGUAUGAGGUUAAAUAAGGGUGACUAGACUUUUAUAGAAGGGUCACCAGGCACUUUAGUGUAUCUCUAGCCAGCACUUGGAAGCAAGUGAUGCUAUUACUUGGUGUAGGAAAGGUUACACCUACUGCUCCUCCACCUCUCCGCGGUGCUCCCCUCUUCCUGCAGUCCUGGAAGCUGAAGUGCAAUAUAUAGAAAUACAUAUAGAUAUAUACAGAUUAUAUAGAGGGUGUGGCUAUAUAACAGCUAUCUUUUUUUGUAUCUGUCUUGGGGAGGCCAGCUCACUACUUUAGAUAAAAUUAUGACAAGAAUUCUUAGUGUGAUCACCUGGCUUAAGCCAGCUCUUGAUAAAGCUGGAUUUUCAAGUUCAUGUUCUCUUACUCCAGUUCAUAGAGACUUACAGUUCCUUGGUUUUGUUAGAGUUCAGAUUUUUUCCCCCCAAUUACCUUUGUACUAUGUUGUGUGUGUACGUCCUUCCCGGGAACAAGGAAGUCUACUUGUAAGACAUUUCCCAAGUGGAGAAUUAAAACCUAAUAUUUAGUGCUGUCAUUUCUCCCAUAUAUACACUAACUUAUCUGGGACUGUAAUACUUUUAUCAAAUAAUGAAAAUGAUGCUUUCCUCAUUUCAUAAAGUAUUUUCCACACCCUGAACAUAGUAUAAACUGAUAUAGAAUAGAUUUUAAUCAUUCUUUAGGGGCCAAACAAAAUCCUUUCCACUGGCAGAAUCUUCUUUUUUCAGGGCCCCGAUGACACAGUGAACAACUUUGCUCUGCACCAUUUAUGUCCAUCAUAUAGAUAGAUUUUAAAGUAUGAAACUAUAUAUAUUAACAUUUCCAAGCAAAAUGUAUGUUGAUAUUGGCCUUUGGGUACCCAGAGUAGUAAGAGUAAAGCACAGAUAACUGAAAUCCAUGGCUAAUCAGUGUUUCCGAUUUUCUGCCAACAGUUGAUUCAUUUACAUUUCUUUUUCUAUCCUGUCGCUUUCCCACAAGCACCUCCUUUUCAGUGGGAUAAGUAGUUGGAAAAGGGGGUGUCACAGAGGGGCUAGCAACCAGCAAACAUUCAGCCCUCUUCGCUGUACUCGGUCCGUGCAGUGACCAUUGGUGCUGCCGUGAGGAGCUCCAGGUGGUGGCUCUGAGUGGAGGUGUCUCUUGGGCACUGUCUCCUGCCAAGUCCUAGGCUGGCUCCCUUAAACCACCAGAGAACUUUUGGUGCCUGUGGGAAGAACAAGCUGCAUGCGACAGGCACAGGGAUCCCAUCAUUUAAACAGAUUUCUUUGGCUUUUUGACAGAUCUUUGCUGUUCCGUUUCUUCCUUUGGUGAUACCUUCUCCAGUUGUUUAGCCUGGUAUAUAGGAAAGCUUGGAUUAUCCUGAGUGUGUUGGUCUGUAUACCCUAAAAGCCCAGCUUGUUUUUUUAUGUUCUUAGAGAUGUUUAGAGUGGCACUGUCUACCUGCCAGCAAUUUGAUGUAGCACAAAAAACCAUUUUCUUUUUUCUUUUUCCUUCAUUUUUCUGGCAUUCGGCUCCAGGGUAGAUGAGGGUUUAUGGCCUUAUAAGUUCCCAAAACUGGUCACAUUAGUUGAAAUGGUGUUGGUUCCCUGGAUACCUUGGACCUCUUGACUGCUGGCAGGGCCUGAGGAAGGCUCUGUGGAGUUCUGCAGCCUUGAUGUGCCACCACCAGAGCAUGACCAGCAGUGGCAUUUCCCUUCUAAGGUUGUGAAACUUAGUGGACAGUGACCUUCCCUUGUCUGGUGUUAUAAACAGAAGUUCUAAGUCGUGCUUCAAAAGUGAUACCAUCUUUUUGGUGUAAAUUUCAUGUUUUUAAUUUUUUACAACUCGUGAGAAGUUCUUUCCUGGCCCUGUUUACUGUACAGGGUGAGUCAGAGGCAGGUUUCAGAGAGAAAGCCAAUUUCACGAAGUGACUGCUGUUUUCCUAGUUACACAUCUGGAAUAUAAAGGAGGCAUCGGAAAACACACUGACUCUCCUAAGGCCACUGCCUUGCAUAGAGCUGCACCUGGAAACACAGGCAUCUCCCAGUACCUGUGCUUACAGUGGCGAGCUGCUGGGAGAACCAGGCAAGAAAGAGGGACCUCUCUCUCUAAAACGCAGUCUCUGAGGGGUGAGCCCAGGCUUUGCUCUUUCUGCAGGGUAUACUGAGGCCACACACAAUGCUUGCCGUAUUUUAAAGCUAUUUGCCACAGUCCUCUUCAAUAGUGUGGAAGUCCUUUUGCAGUCUGGUGUGCAUGCCAUAUGAUCAGGACAGCUUUUCCACCUUCCCUGGUUUCCUACAAGCAAGUAGGAAAUAUAGUGAAUUUACUCUGAAACAUCCAAUCUGUAUUUAUGUACUUUGUCAGUGUUUUGCUGUUGGUUUUCUAAAACAAUCUGAUCAAUAAAUCUUAUUCAAAUCUAUUUGGUUCAAGGCCACCUUGCUUGUCUG